Messenger RNA from Caenorhabditis elegans, 1666 nucleotides. RefSeq lists its product as uncharacterized. The coding region runs from base 19 to 1563 and encodes 514 amino acids. The transcript is spliced from 4 exons. The record is from RefSeq and is marked reviewed. NCBI's taxonomy places the organism in Eukaryota, Metazoa, Nematoda, Chromadorea, Rhabditida, Rhabditidae.
UUUUUUUUCAAUUUCAAAAUGGACUCUGCAGAAUCUGAACUUUUAGAAGAAGAAGAGCUCCCAGAAAUCAAAUAUAUCGACUCUGCAGAAUUCCAAAAUUUCGAUAAUAACGCUGAUCAGCGUGAAAUUCAGUUUCGAUGGAUGGAAGCAUUUGAAACAAAAGAACCAAGAUGGUUUAGGCUUCUUGACGAAUUCAUCACUCCACUUUCUGGAAAACGUGGAUAUUGUUCUCGAAUCGUCGAGAAGUACGCUCGAGUACUUCUUCAUCAAGGAUUUGAGUUGAGCCAGACGGAUGGGCCGCUUCGUGUCGCAGCAAUUGCGGCUUCGAGAGAUGUGGGACAAGCCGGAAAUCUUCCAUCAGUAUUGAACAAUUUAUCAGAAGUUACAAGACAUCUGAAUCUUGCUCAGUAUGCCAGCACAUCGCUCGCCACUGUAGGACAGAGGAAAUUCGCAAAUGAAGUCGUCCAAAAAACUGUGAAUCAAGAGCGCCUUGGUUGUUUUCACCUGUUCCUCAUUGGAUACCGCGAAGGACUCGAAAAUCUUCUCUCAAAUCAUCGACACCUGCGAAAUUUUCGAUAUAGUGCAAAAAAACGGCAUGACCUUCUGACGGAGCACAUUAAGAAUAUAUUUCAAGAGCGAGAUUCGUUUAUUCAAGCACCAGAAGCUAGCAGCUUCGCACUUCAGACGGUUCUAGAAAACUGGACAUUUCCACUUCAAAAUGAACAAAUUGUACAACUCGCCCAUGCGAAUACUCUUCAAAUGCGCGCUCUUCACGUCAAAGGAGACGGUUUUUAUUUUCUAAACGAAGCACUCAAUGUGGCUAUUGCAUUCAACUGGUCCAGCUCCCAGGAAGAAAUGGAAGAAUUCUAUUCAAUUUUUACUCCACAAGCGACAAAUCCACGUGGAAAACGAAUUUUUCAAUUUUGGAAAAUGAUUUCCAAGUACGAUAGGAGUAAUGGAAAUGCACAAGGAUUCUUGGUGACUGCUCAGCGAUUAGAAGAGGAAUCCAAGUCAGAUGAUAUUGGAGCUGGAUGUGUGACAGCUGUGGAACUUGCGUGUAAAAUUCGCAACCAGUGUGAUCAGCAUGAAGACUUAAGUAAAACCAUCAUGGAUACAAUAACCCGUCACCCAUCUCUCGGCCCCCGUAUGAUGCAAUUAGCCGAACGAUGUGGCGUUGGAUACGAAAAUGAAGAGAUUAUUCAUCAAAUCUGCGAUCGGUUCUCCUUGCAUCCUAGUGAGCCCACGUGGUUAGACUAUGUGGAGAACCUAGUUCAAACGGUCGGAAGAUUUGGAUCAGUGAAAGAGACCAUGCAGAAAUCUCUAAAAAUCAUGUUCGAAUUCCUGGAUUUUGACUCUAACCGAUUCAAUGAACGAGCAUGGAGUCUCUUUGAGAAAGUUCUGAGCCUAACUGAUCCCUCGUUUGUGGUGCCUGAAUGGAGAACAAGAUUCGACUGGUGGCCGAAAUAUCAAAGAUUAAGAGCAAAAGAUGGGCGGAAAAUGAGCAACAUGGCUACGAAAACGAGGAAUGAUGUGCUGGAAGCACUAGAAGAAUUGGUUCUCUGAACUUUGUUUUGUUAUUAUUUUUGUUGAUUUUUUGUUGUUAAUUGUUGUUAAAAUACGGGUCUUUUUUCUCAGAAUCGGUGUGAAAAAAUUUGAAUUUUUAUUA